GUCAUGUACGUGGUUGCUGCGAGGACAUUCUUGGUAUCGCUGCUUCUCGGCGGUCUGCUUGUAAGGACCACUCAGGCCCAGAACAUCUGUGAUGCUCGUGAAACGGUGACCAUCAAAGAGAACAACCUUGUGGGAGACCUUGUGGAGACGAUCAGAGUCAACGAAGCCGUAACCCUCUCGUUGGAAACUUCCUCUGACAACUCCUUCACUCUGAAUGGCAACCAGCUGUUGGCUGCCAAAGUUCUGGACUAUGAGACUUCCAAAAGUCAUGUGGUCAAGUUGGUGUGCUUGCAAGGAGGCACGGGCCUGCAGCUUGCCAUCGUCAUAGUUAUAAUCGUGGUUAAUGUGAACGACAACCCGCCAAUAUUUGGAGCAAACCCUUACCUGAUCAAUGUCAACGAGCUCAUUCCUCUAAACACGCCUCUUGAUGAACACUUUCCCGCCACUGACAAAGAUGAGAACACGGAGCUCUACUACACGCUCGUGUCAGAAACCAAUUACUUUAAACUGGAGUCACCCACCAACCCACAACUCGUCAUUCAGAAUGUUCUGGACUAUGACAAAGUCCAACGUGUCGAGAUGGUCUUGUAUGCCCAGGACACACCCUUGGCAGAAUCUGGUGGCAAGGACUCUUUCACCGCCACCACCACCAUCCAAGUCACCGUCAUCGAUGUGGAUAACAGGCCGCCUUGGUUCUGGCCUUGCACUGUACACAUAAUAGCUGGAGCCAGCAUCUGCCAGAGUGCCGGCUACACCAGUCGAGUAGUCUUAAACGAAAUGGAGGCUGAACCGUUAACUUUGAAGCCGGGUCCACUUCACGCCAUUGAUGGUGACACUGGGAUCAAUGAAGCCAUAAGAUACUCAUUCCUGAGCGGAAACGAAGAUGGCCUGUUUGAGAUCAACCCAAUCACUGGCAACAUCAGCAUGUCAAGGGCGGCUGACGUGGUGGAGCCAAUCUCUCUCACAGUUGUGGCCGCUCAGACACCAAGCAGCUCUCAAUUUUCAACCACCAGCCUCACCAUCAGCGUCCAGAUAAAGAGCCUCCACCAACCACAGUUUCAGAGGGUUGAGUACGAGGGUGUGGUGUCUUCAGUUGGCGCCAUGGCAACAGACCCGGCAAACAUGGACGAGCCACUGCGGCUCAUUGCCUUGGACGAGGACUAUGCGGCUCUGGGGGGUGUUAACCCCAACGUGGUCUAUCACGUUAAAGGAAGUGACGACUUCUCCAUUAUCAAUGGCUACUUAUUUAUGACCAAGAACCUACCAGUGGCCCAAUUAGCGCUACAGGUGGAGGCGGUGGACACUUCUAAUGAUGACAAGGCAACAGCACAGCUCUCAGUGGAGGUGAAAUCAGGUCUCACCACCACUGCUUUGCCUUUGAGCACCACCGACAUCAUAACCACUGAAGAAGCGGUGUCCACCCCUAACCCAACUACUCCCACCGACGGCAGCAUCUCGACUGCCAGCUCGACCAGCGAAGGCACCACGGACUCCAGUAUGUCCACCGAGGGCACCAGUCUACCAACUAGUGUCAGCCCGACUAGCCAAAACUUCAUGUCCACCACAGACUCUUUGGACACGGGUCCAACCACUAAUCCCAGCUUGACCAGUGAAGGGAGCACGGCACACCCUCACACAGAGGGAGUGAAGAUCCCUUCAGGGGAUUUUAGAACAGAAGACAUGGCGGCACUCGGCGCCACGCUGGGAAUUCUUCUCUUCGUCUGUCUGGUGGUCAUCGGGAUGCUUGUCUGCCGCCUUCAGAGGGGUAAAUCCGACUGGAGGAAAAUCCAUGAAGCCAGUGUGUUCCGAAGCUCUCUGGGCCAAGGCUCAGGAGGCCAGAAGGAGGGCAUCCAGUACACCAACGAGGCUUUCGAGCACGAUGAAGAUGGAGGCAGCGUAGGCUCUGGGGGUCCAGACGUCAUAGUGGGAGAGGAGCUUCAAGGAGGAAGUGCCGGUUUUGCCCUCAAGUCUUCCGCAGCACUGAGCAGCCUCCUGGAUGAUGACCUCAGCCUGACAGGCUCCGACAAGGCCGACAGCGAAAAGGAGGUGAAGCCCAUCCUGACCAAGGAGCGGCGCAUGGAGGAGGGCUACAAGGCGGUCUGGUUCAAGGAAGAUAUCGACCCCCACGCUAAGGAGGAGGUGGUCAUCAUCCCGGACAGCAGGGAGGACGACAGGGAGGACGACAGCGAGGAUGACGACGACGACCGCACCCCAAGUAAAAGGUCCAAAGUGGGCUUCUCCGAGGCCGACCUGGACAGUGGACUCGGGGUGAAAAUGGAAGACCCGGCGGAAGACUCGGAGGGUGACGAAGUCCUGGACGAUGAUUUGUGAGCGCAAGGAGGGCGAAGCAGGAAACGCCUACAAUAAAAGCUGAUGACUUGUCAGCGGAGUCCUUAUCGAACACGAAUCAAAAAGUCUCUGUUAUUAAAUAGCCUCUCCUGAUAGGACGCCAUUAUAGGCAUCCAGCUGAUGUGUUGAAGUCCAAUCGAACCAGCAAAGUCUGCUGUCAGGGAAACAUGAGGUGAGGCACUUAUGCGCUUUUUUUUUUUUGCCUUGAAUUGUACUCUAUUAAAAAGUGUUUUUUACAACAUGUUACUGUAAAAGAAAAAAAAAGUACAGAGGUUUAAAAGCAGUAAAAGUUGUGUAAAUAGGAAUGUUAAUGAUUGACAUUGACCGUAUUGCUGGUGAUUACAUAUCUGGAAUACAUGAGAAUAUAAACAUUG
Messenger RNA from Nerophis lumbriciformis (worm pipefish), 2723 nucleotides. It is a transcript of the gene cdhr5b, whose product is annotated as cadherin-related family member 5b. Lineage: Eukaryota; Metazoa; Chordata; Actinopteri; Syngnathiformes; Syngnathidae. Gene Ontology annotation, molecular function: calcium ion binding; beta-catenin binding; cadherin binding. Gene Ontology annotation, cellular component: adherens junction; membrane; catenin complex. Gene Ontology annotation, biological process: cell-cell junction assembly; cell morphogenesis; adherens junction organization. The record is from RefSeq and is a predicted model, not a curated record.